CUGACCAAGAAGAGGAAGCUCACCCUGAAUUCAAAUUUGGAAAUGAACUUUCUGCUGAUGACUUGGGUCACAAGGAAGCUGUUGCAAACAGCGUUAAGAAGGCCAGUGAUGACCUUGAACAUGAAAACAACAAAAAGGGCCUGGUCACUGUAGAAGAUGAACAGGCGUGGAUGGCAUCUUAUAAAUAUGUAGGUGCUACCACUAAUAUCCACCCGUAUUUGUCCACAAUGAUCAACUACGCACAGCCCGUAAAGUUUCAAGGUUUCCAUGUGGCUGAAGAACGCAACAUUCAUUACAACAUGUCUUCUUUUAAUGAAUCGGUGGGUCUUGGCUACUUGAAGACACAUGCGAUUGAAUUUGUAAAUUAUAACAAACGGCAAAUGAGUCGCAUUUACCCCAAGGGAGGCCGAGUAGAUUCCAGUAAUUACAUGCCUCAGAUUUUCUGGAACGCUGGCUGCCAGAUGGUUUCACUGAACUAUCAAACCCCAGAUUUAGCGAUGCAAUUGAAUCAGGGAAAAUUUGAGUAUAAUGGAUCGUGUGGGUACCUUCUCAAACCAGAUUUCAUGAGGCGGCCUGAUCGAACAUUUGAUCCCUUCUCUGAGACGCCUGUUGACGGGGUUAUUGCAGCUACGUGCUCAGUGCAGGUCAUAUCAGGUCAAUUUUUAUCAGAUAAGAAAAUUGGCACGUAUGUAGAAGUGGAUAUGUACGGACUGCCAACUGACACCAUACGUAAGGAAUUCCGAACUCGCAUGGUUAUGAAUAAUGGACUCAAUCCAGUUUACAAUGAAGAAUCAUUUGUGUUUCGGAAGCAUGCUGUUUCUUUGCGGCCACCUAGCAGAGAAUUAACAGCUCAUUGGUUUCUUUUUCCAGAUAUUGUGGAUGCUUUAUCAGAUCCAAAGAAAUUUCUUUCAAUUACAGAAAAAAGAGCAGACCAAAUGAGAGCUAUGGGCAUUGAAACUAGUGACAUAGCUGAUGUGCCUAGUGACACUUCCAAGAAUGACAAGAAAGGAAAGGCCAAUACUGCCAAAGCAAACAUGACCCCUCAGACUAGCUCUGAGCUGAGACCAACCACCACAGCUGCCCUGGCAUCUGGCAUGGAAACCAAGAAAGGUAUUGAACUUAUCCCUCAGGUGAGGAUAGAAGAUUUAAAGCAGAUGAAGGCUUACUUGAAGCAUUUAAAGAAACAACAGAAGGAGCUAAAUUCCUUAAAGAAGAAACAUGCAAAGGAGCACAGUACCAUGCAGAAGUUACAUUGCACGCAAGUUGACAAAAUCGUGGCGCAGUACGACAAAGAGAAGUCGACGCAUGAGAAGAUCCUAGAGAAGGCAAUGAAGAAGAAGGGGGGAAGUAAUUGUCUCGAAAUGAAAAAAGAAACAGAAAUUAAAAUUCAGACACUGACAUCAGAUCACAAAUCUAAGGUCAAAGAGAUUGUGGCACAACACACAAAGGAGUGGUCAGAGAUGAUCAACACCCACAGUGCUGAGGAGCAAGAAAUCCGGGACCUGCACCUGAGCCAGCAGUGCGAGCUGCUGAAAAAGCUACUAAUCAAUGCCCACGAGCAGCAGACCCAGCAGCUGAAACUGUCCCAUGACCGGGAAAGCAAGGAAAUGCGAGCACACCAGGCUAAGAUUUCUAUGGAAAACAGCAAAGCCAUUAGCCAAGAUAAAUCUAUCAAGAAUAAAGCAGAACGGGAGAGGCGAGUCAGGGAGUUAAACAGCUGCAACACUAAAAAGUUUCUGGAAGAAAGAAAGAGACUCGCAAUGAAGCAGUCCAAAGAAAUGGAUCAGUUGAAAAAAGUCCAGCUUGAACACCUAGAAUUCCUAGAGAAACAGAAUGAGCAGCUUUUGAAAUCCUGUCAUGCAGUGUCCCAAACGCAAGGCGAAGGAGGUGCAGCAGAUGGUGAAAUUGGAAGCCGAGAUGGACCGCAGACCAGCAACAGUAGUAUGAAACUCCAAAAUGCAAACUGACACAGCAAAACCACAAAGUAUCAGAAGAUCACUCCCAAACUUCCAAACACAAACGCCAUGGACGAAAGCUGUUUUCUUUUGUGUUUUAUGUGUAGACAAGAUGUUACCUGAAACCACAGAGACUUGGUAUGACUUACAUACUUCAGUUUAACAGUUUGAAUAUUGAAUUUCCUUGGCCAACCAAAAGUACCUACAAAUCCACAAAAAUUUACUAUUCAGUAAGACAGAGUUUCACCACUGAUAAUACAACUUAAACAUGCUAUCAAACACCAUCACAAGUCCAUGAGCUUGGUGUUAUCAACUCUGCUUUGUGAUGCAUUAGGACAUGUUUGAGCUGCAGCAAACACAGUGCAUUAGCAAUUUCACGGCAAGGGCAUGCAAUAGGAACAAACAAACAAACAAAAAACUCCCGCAAAUUCAUUAGCAGAAGUGGUGGUCUGCUAGAAAAAUAAUUUUGCAGAAUUUUUCUACAUCUAAGUUACCUCAUCAGUAAGUGCCAUGUCUCUACCAUGCCAUAAGAAGCUAAUUUCCUAUAAAAGUUGUGAAAAUUAUUAGAACAAUAGAAAAAUAGAACAGAACCGUGUACCUGUGCCAACACUCAUCAGUGCUCAAAGGGGAACCCUGUUAGGCACGUUUAAAAACGUUUACAUCUGAUGUUCCUUUAUAGGAAUUGCUUCUGCAAAUUCCAGAUAACUACAGUUCACUAUUACACUAUAAAGAUUGUGAAGUGCUUAUUGGAAAACGUUUUUAAAUGUGACCAUGUGUAACUUAUUUAUACUCCUUAAUUCACACUGUUAUAGAGCAAAAUCAUCCAAGUAUUGCCACAUGACAAGAUUAGUAAACAGGAAUACUAGCACUA
Galeopterus variegatus (Sunda flying lemur) is the source of this 2826-nucleotide messenger RNA. RefSeq names its product phospholipase C, beta 4 (gene PLCB4). Gene Ontology annotation, molecular function: phosphatidylinositol-4,5-bisphosphate phospholipase C activity. The transcript is spliced from 21 exons. Gene Ontology annotation, biological process: lipid metabolic process; phosphatidylinositol-mediated signaling. Lineage: Eukaryota; Metazoa; Chordata; Mammalia; Dermoptera; Cynocephalidae. The annotation marks the transcript as partial. The record is from RefSeq and is a predicted model, not a curated record.